CGCGGUGGAGUCUCAACCCUUUCAGGGGACUCCAUGUUUGUCCUGCGUUGAAAACAGACCUCCCACUCGCGAUGGGAACAGUCGACAGUGUGACACGACGGACGACAAAUGUGACAUUCUUCCGACAGAGAACGAAGGAAUGUCAACCAAGUAGGAGUUGCAGGUUGCCCAUGAAGAUGUGUCCAACUCAUCCACUACUUUGUUGGAGUCUGCUGAUUCUGUGGGCCUUUCAAAGCGAGACCACCAAAGGAGAGGUCUGCCAAGAUGAACUAUCAAUUGAUAAUCUCCAAGUGUCGAGUUUCUCAGAACAAAAGUAUGACAUUGUGAAUAUUGCCGAGGAUGACAACUUUCGCUGCUUCCUUUACCCAACAAAUCUUCUCAACUGCUCAUGGAACUUCCCCACUUCACUUCAGGAGGCUCAGCUCUCUAUUUAUAUCAGCAUUUGUGAUAAUAACAGCACAGUUCACUCCCUCAGUCUUAUAUCUGAAGAACAUUCUGGAUCAACUUCUGUUGUUCUGAGGGAAUAUGAGAAGUUGUAUGUCAUCAUGCGAUUCAAUGUGUCCCUGCACCGUAAAUGGGCUGUCUACAACUACGUAUACGACACAGAAAUGAUGGAGGUCUUGCCUCCACCUGGAAACGUUUCGGCUUCAGUCAAAGAUUCAGGCCUCGUGGUGACUUGGGACAUGCCCCGCGGUCGUGCUAACUACCAACCCUCAUGCUUUGAAUACCAGUUGGAUAUGGGACACCAGGAAGAAUCACCAAUCCAGAGAUGCGAUCUAUUUUAUACAAUCCCAAAUGCCAAUCCAGAGUCCACCUACAAUGUGAGGGUCAGAACCAGGAAAACGGAUGGUUGUUUUGGGCCAAAAUUAUGGAGUGAUUGGAGUAACACUGUUACAAUAGAACAGUCAUUUUACACACUCAACAUCACGGUGAUCGUCGCAAUUGCAGUCGGAAUACCGAUGAUCCUCCUGAGUUUGCUGCUGUUUGUCCGCAAUCAGAGGGUGACACAAGUUCUGUAUCCCACAAUUCCUCGUCCCCCAUUAAAGUACAAAUAUUUCCUGGAGGAAAAUAAUGUAUUCAAUUUUUAUCAUCUCACUCCAUCUGUGAAGUAUGAGGAGGAGAUCACAGUGGUGGAGGACACAGAGAAGCAGUUGAUGAAAUCAUUGUAACAAAGGGAUUAUUAUGACAUUGUCAUAAUUAAUCUUUCACAAUAAUAAAUCCUUUCAUCAAAAUCGGGGUUUUUACCAGGUGAGCUAUCCAGCUAGCUGGUGACCUUGAGAGGUUAGCGGGCUGUUAACAGCAAGCAGCUUUUGUGCUUCAGUAAUGCAAUCGCCAAAGACUUCACUUUAUUGACUUUUUGAUGUUUGACGACAACUGACGUAUAUAAAAUGUUUUAUAGUCAGGCGCAAAGGCACGCUAGUGUAAGAGUUGAAAUGCACAUUGUUGUGGUUAUUCAUACAUACACUGCGUAUAAUAAAGGCAUCAGGUCAAAUGUUGCAUCUGUAAUAAUAAAUUGGAUUGAAGAAAUGGAUUAAGACCGCUAAAGGGAUUUGAGGGCAUUGCAUAUUUGUUUACAUUUGGAUUGGAUUGGAUACAACUUUAUUGUCAAAUGUGCUGUUUGGCUAAAACAAGUCAGACUAGGAAUUUUGAAAUACUAUCCUGCACUGCCAAGGUCAAGUGGUUGGUGAAACUGCAGCCUGGGAUAUUAUUUGUCAAAAUGAUUUAAAGCUGCAACAUGUCCCUGUCGGCGGAUCACACCGUGAGAUUUUAUUUAUUUAUUUUUGGGUCCUGAUAUGAUUUUGUAAUUUGACACAAAUGACAGAACACCGGUGAUGGAUGUCCCUUUACUGCGUUAUACUCUUCUCAUUUUCAGUUUGUCCGCUUGAUGAACGCGCCGUUGGCCAACAACACUGCCUGAAUACACAUUGUAGAUGCAAGCAA
This is a messenger RNA of Hippocampus zosterae (dwarf seahorse), 1941 nucleotides long. RefSeq names its product granulocyte-macrophage colony-stimulating factor receptor subunit alpha-like. Gene Ontology annotation, cellular component: external side of plasma membrane. The coding region runs from base 72 to 1169 and encodes 365 amino acids. NCBI's taxonomy places the organism in Eukaryota, Metazoa, Chordata, Actinopteri, Syngnathiformes, Syngnathidae. The transcript has 11 exons. The record is from RefSeq and is a predicted model, not a curated record. Gene Ontology annotation, molecular function: cytokine receptor activity; protein binding. Gene Ontology annotation, biological process: cytokine-mediated signaling pathway.